UCACACACAUCCAACCCAGCCUCACAAAUGGCUGCAGCUCUACGCCACCCGGUCGCCUCACUCUCCACCUCAACAUCCGACCCAAGACGAGACGCGCACGUCGACCUACCACCACCACCUCCAUACACCAAAAGGGAAUCCCCCUCUGCAGCCAUGGCGCGGCGUGUAGUUCGCGCUCCGAAUGCAGCGGCCGACGCGUGCGGCUCGACGGAGUCGAAUCGCGGCUCGAGACGCUCGCUCGAUCAACGGAACAAGAAGAAGAGUCGCUCAUUGGUCGUGCGACUCGGUUGUGUGCUCUUGCUAAUUGGUUUGGUGGUCUCGUGCACCGCUUUCGUACUCGCACUCGUUAGCUUCAGUGCGAGCGACACGCAGCAUUUGCAGCGUCAGCUCGACGCGUUGCGUCGCAAAUUCGACGCGUUGGGCGGCGAUUCGUCGAGGGAGAGUGGAGAGAUGGAGCAAGAACUCGACGCGUCUCUUCGACCAAUCAGACAGCAGGUGGUGAGUGAUUCUGCAAGAGUGACUGAGUUGUCGCGUUUGUAUGAUGCUCUAUGGCUUGACGUCGACCACAUCAAUGUCUCCCUCUCUACACUCAAGUUACUAUCUGCUGAUCAACAGACAUUGAUCAAGCAAUGCAUUACAAAGGUGCAAAAUAUUGAGAUACAACUGAGGAGUUGGAUGAGACGUGUAAUUGAUGUGGAGACGGAAAAUGAGGGUCUGAAGGAAAUGGUGGAGCUGAUAAGAGGAGAGAUGAAGAGAUAUGGGGCAAGUGUUGAUGCUCAGUUGGCAGCCUUUUCUUUGAAACUUCCUGUUGACUGCUCCGCAACGUGUUCAUUCACACCCUUCCAGUCCAUUCCAACCGACGGAGCAUACGACAUUGAGUCGUUCACAAUCGGCAAACAAUCGUACCUUGCAGUUGCCAACUACGGCGACAUCAGUACAGGCAGACAUACUACAGACUCAGUCAUAUACAGAUUCAAUGGUCACGCGUUUGAGGUUCAUCAACGACUAACCACUACAGGAGCCUACGAUGUCAAACCGUUUGAAAUCAACCGCAGACAUUUCCUAGCCGUUGCCAAUCAUGGAGACGAAGAGACGUACAACACAAAGUCGCUGAUUUAUGAAUGGAAUUCGACACACUUUGUGCCGUUUCAGUUCGUUCAGUCUCAUCAGGCGAGCGACAUUGACGCAUUCGAAAUCGGCGGGAAACAUUUCGUUGCGAUCGCCAAUCGUUUCAACGGUGAAACGUACGACGUCGACGUGUCUAUCCUCGUGUGGAACAGCAAGAGAUUUGUCUCGUUUGAACAGCUGGACAUGACAGGAGCGAGUGCAAUCGAGCAUUUUACGAUCAACCACGAGGCAUUCUUAGCAAUUGCUAGCUACAAAUCAGGACCUGGGCAAUACAGGGUGAGUUCCCGGAUAUACAGAUGGAGCCAGGGACGGUUCGUGUUGCAUCAGGAUGUGAACACAAUCGGGGCGUGGGACGUCAAGGCGUUCCACAUCAAACGAAGACACUUUCUCGUGUUCGGCUGCUACUUUAACGGAUACACACAACAGAUAAAUUCUCUUGUACUAAAAUGGGACGAGAAGAACCGCGAGUUCAUCACGUACCAGCAACUGGAAACUCGUGGUGUAAGACACGUUGACUAUGUCGCUAUAAACGGUCGGCAUCUGCUGUUUCUCGCGAGUUAUCGGCUCGGAAAAAGCUUCAAUGUGCAAUCCACGAUGUACGAGUUUGUAAACCGGACGUUUGUUGUGGCGCAGACGUUCACGACUAUGGGAGCGACGGCAUUGAAAGCAGUGAAACUGGGAACGAACGUCUUCCUUGCAGCAUUACAGUCUUUUGAUGGUGUCAAGAGUACGAUAACAUCGGAAAUAUAUAGAUAUCAAUGAGUGAUAUAUGAGGCGUGUGUAUAGGCGAGUGAUAUGUAUAUCAUUCUAUUGUUAUUGUUUAUUCCUCUUUGUGGAGGGGCUGUAGGUCCGAUAGAAUCUCCAUAGCGGUGGCUUUUACCUGCAAUAUACAGUAUGUGAAGGCAGAGGUCCUGAUUAUUGUGUACAAAAUACAUACCAUACAAUUGAUGAUUAUUGUUAUACAAA
Molecule: messenger RNA, 2094 nt
Organism: Corticium candelabrum
Lineage: Eukaryota; Metazoa; Porifera; Homoscleromorpha; Homosclerophorida; Plakinidae
Product: thrombospondin-type laminin G domain and EAR repeat-containing protein-like
Exons: 8
Coding region: 28-1890 (620 amino acids)
Biological process (GO): signal transduction
Source: RefSeq, a predicted model, not a curated record